This is a messenger RNA of Daldinia childiae, 2610 nucleotides long. Its product is annotated as ATP-dependent RNA helicase dbp6. The transcript has a single exon. The record is from RefSeq and is a predicted model, not a curated record. Gene Ontology annotation, cellular component: nucleus. The coding region runs from base 1 to 2610 and encodes 869 amino acids. Lineage: Eukaryota; Fungi; Ascomycota; Sordariomycetes; Xylariales; Hypoxylaceae. Gene Ontology annotation, molecular function: ATP binding; nucleic acid binding.
AUGUAUGCGCGAUAUGUGCCACCACCAAAAGGGACUGUUCAGAAGAGCCCGGAGCCAUUGCAGACUAUUGAAACAGUAUCGAACUCUGUGAAGUCGCAGCCGACAGCUUAUGCAAGAUACAUUCCACCUUCAAAACCCGUCAAUAAUCAAUCUGAUUAUCAUCAACCCUCUCAGCAUGUUCACUUUCAAGAUGAUAUCAAUGGAAAUGAGCCACCGAAUAAGAAACCUAGGCUGAUGGACGAGAGUCAUGUUACUAAGGAGUCAAAAAAGAAGAACAGAAAAUCAAAACAAUCCAAGGAGCAACACACCAGUGCAGAAGACCUAGAGGAGGCCGCUGAUGAUGAGCUCGUGAUAGAGCCGGCCUCUCAAGUUAAGCCAGAUGAAAUUGAGAUAGCUCCAGAGCUGGGCGCAUUAGAACCGGUAGCACCUCAGCAACCAACUCUAGAGAAGCUUCCCGAACUUCCUGAUCAAGGGCGGAAAGAGAAGAAAAUUAAAAAGAAAUCGAAAAAGAAGGGAAAUUCAGAGGCUCAAGCUGAGUCCGAGGAUGAAACCCCAAUACGGCACAAAGCAGUUCUAGAAAGAGCGGCAAAGUCAAUACGAGCUCCCGAGCUCCAAUCUGUAGCAGACAAGCAUGAAGAUACACUGAUGCAAGAUGCGCCAGACGCCAGCGAUGGAAACGAAACGAAGGCCGCCGCCGAUAAUUCUAUGGACGUGGAUGUAGAUACACCCGAAAUCCGUGGUCUUCAACCGCUACCUCAGCCCAAGCCGGUCGUUUCUGAAACUACGAAACCGGCUUACGAGACAUUACCGUCCUGGUUAGCGAAACCAAUUCGUGUAUCUCCGCAGGCUACGGCACACUUUACAGAGUUUGGGCUCUCACCGGACCUAGGGAUCACUUCCGAAGUAUCAGAGAGGUUGGCUGCGAAUGGAUAUAAGCAAGCGUUUGCUAUACAAACCGCUGCGAUACCGUUGCUUCUUCCUCAUCACGACAAGAAUAUGCAUGGUGAUGUUUUGGUUUCCGCCGCGACCGGUUCUGGAAAGACUCUAGCAUAUGUCCUACCCCUAGUACGAGACUUGAGCCAAGGCAAUCGACAUCUGACAAAGCUCCGUGCUGUGGUUGUUCUUCCGACUCGGGAACUUGUGAAGCAAGUUCAACAAGUAUGCGAGGAAUGCGCAGGCGCAUUUGCUCUCAAUGGUACUAAGAGGAGAGUACGUGUUGGAAUCUCCAUGGGUAGCCAGUCCGUUGACCAAGAACAAGCCGCCCUUGUCGAAAGGGAAGAGGAAUAUAACCCGGAAGCAUUCGCUAAACGGAAUAGGAGACUUGCUGCUGAGAGCGAAUAUGGUUCUGAUGAUGAGAGCGGCAAGGGUUACAAUACCGAAGAUGAAGAGAGAGCAGCGAUUCAAAAGAAAGAAGACAGGAUCCAAACAUUACCGGACCACGUAAUCGCAUACAAAUCCAAGGUUGAUAUUCUUAUCUGCACGCCUGGGAGGCUUGUUGAACAUAUUAAAUACACACCUGGUUUUUCGUUAGACUUUGUCCGUUGGCUCGUCGUUGAUGAAGCCGACAAACUGCUCGGCCAAAACUUCCAACAGUGGCUGGAUAUAGUUAUUCCGCGACUGCAGUCGAGUAAUGGCUCCCGAAACCACAAGCAAUCCAACCUGUCAGGUGUUCGGAAGGUCAUUCUCAGCGCUACGAUGACAAGGGAUCUUGAUCGUCUAGAAGGGCUAAAGCUUCGCUGGCCCAAGUUAAUCAUACUAGAGGGCUCAGGUAAUACUGAAGAGCCAGAUGCUACUAUAAGUCAAGCUGACCUUGCGCUUCCCGAAACGCUCGGAGAAGCUGCACUCAAAGUUAGCGACCCUAACCUCAAGCCGCUCUUCCUGUUAGAUCUACUUCAGAGCAAUUACAUACUGGGUCAGAUCAGCUAUGACAGGUCGAGAGAUGAUACUUCAGAUAGUGACACCUCUUCAUCUGGAUCCGACUCGGACUCUGAUUCUGAUUCGGGCUCUGAUUCAGGUCUAGAGAGAUCACUUAAGACUUCCAAUAUCACCCCCCUUACCACGAACACACCUAGUGUCUUAAUAUUUACCAAAUCAAACGAAACAGCUCUACGUCUCUCACGUCUCCUUUCACUGCUUUCGCCAAAAUUGGGCGCUCUUGUCGGCACACUUACCUCAACAACGCAAUACGUAGCUCGGAGACGCACUAUUCGGUCGUUUUUAUCUGGAAAGUUACGCAUUCUCGUUGCGUCCGACCUGGUUGCUCGUGGCAUAGAUCUUCCUACUCUGGAUCAUGUUGUCAACUAUGAUAUGCCGUCUAGCAUAGCUUCAUACAUUCAUCGCGUAGGCCGUACGGCCAGAGCUGGGAAGACCGGCAAGGCGUGGACACUAUUUACUAAUCCGGAGGCAAGGUGGUUUUGGAACGAAGUAGCUAGUGAGACCGCUAUCCAAAGGAGCAAGAAAGUAGAGCGCAUCAGGGUGACUGAGGAGAAAGAGGAUGCGUUCGAAAGAAAGAUAGCUGCUUACGACUUGGCACUUAAGAAAUUAGGAGAAGAAGCAAGCGGGUGGAAGAGUCGACCGCGCCAUCCUAAGGGGCAUACUCUCGAGUCAUAG